GCUUGGACCUCGCCUCGAAAUGAGAGGACUUGAUUCACUUGACUCAAUGACGGGACUUUUAAGCCCUCGCUUUGAGAAGUUCGACUCCGACCAUAUUGCGAAUUAUGUCAGCAAUCCCGGAAGAUGCUUCAAGCUUGUCAGAGGACUUGCAUUGACUGGCUGUGCCGUAUUCUGCGUGCUUCUAUACACAAGCGUCGCCACGCAUUCGGACUGGAACUAUGUCACCUCGGGCGUUGCCACUAACACAACUUCUACCGUCAACACGCCCACGAUACCGAUAAAGCCAACACAGCCUAAGGAGGGACUCACGGGAUCAUUNAUGGAGCACCAAAAGCCCCAAUACUAUACCAUUCACACUAACGAACCCUACGAUAUCGAUGUCGCUCUUCGCAAGGUCUUGAACUUGUGUCCGGAUGAGGUCUACUACAAUGCGUUGACACAACCCAUCAAGACUGUCGAUGAGGAGAAGUUGCAUGAAACCGGCGUGCGAGUACGCAUGUUCAAGAAGUAUUUCGACGCAUGGGAAGCAUUGCACGUGGUCACUGACAGCUUGUCCGACACGGCUUUCGUACGUGAUGAUAUCCUGCGUCACAUCAGAGACUCGAAAGAUAUCACCUCGUUCACCUCAAGCUCACGCGUGGAGGCUAUGCGACAGUAUGAGACUUAUCGCUCUUUCUUGUCGAACAUGUCGUCAAUCCUGUUCCCAUGGACCAGCCCUUACUUCUCUGAUCAUAUGACACUCCACGGACAUAUGUAUAAUGCUGGACGAGGCAUCGUCAUAUCCGGCAGCAACUCGCAAGCUCCUUACAUCAAGACUGCGAUAACUUCUUUCCGUGCCAUGGGCUGCACUCUGCCAGUAGAGAUCAUGUAUCUCGGCGAGGAAGACUUGAGCGAAGACACCCGCACCGAGCUCGAGACCAUCCCGGACGUCAUCACUCGCAAUCUUAAGAAAAUGGUUGACGACCAGGGCUGGGAGAUCAAAGGUUGGGCUGGCAAAGCUCACGCUGCUUUCAUGAGUUCCUUCCGAGAAGUUAUCUUGCUUGACGCAGACGUCCUGUUCUUCGAUAACCCCGAGCUGAUGUUCGACGAGCCUGGCUACGUUGACACUGGUGCCCUUUUCUUCUCAGACCGCACUAUCUUUCCACAAGACAAACGAACUUUCCUCCGCAAGAUCCUGCCCAAGCCUGUAUCUAGCAAGGCCAGAGAAAACAGAUGGUGGAAAGGCGAAUCUGGCGAAGGUCAAGAAGCUGGAGUAGUUGUGGUCGACAAAUGGAGACAUUUCUUGAGUGUCUUCUUGACGACGAGAUUGAAUGGUCCUGAUCGCGACGACACUGAUACUUCCNNAAAGGGAACCUAUAGUUUCUGGUGGGGUGACAAAGAGACUUGGUGGAUCAGUUUCGAACUUGCUGGCGACACGGACUACCACUUCCAUACAGGCGGCACUGGCAACAUUGGCACAGUGAGCAAUACUGAACCCGUCGAGAAGCCCGAAGAGAAACACGAGGAAGAGGAACACGAGGAAGAGAAGCACGAAGAGAAAAAUGAAGAGCAGAAGACCGAAGACAAGAGUGAAGAGCAGAAAACUGAAGGCAAGAGUGAGGAGCAAAAGACGGAAGACACUGCCAGCAAGGAAGAUCUACACAAGACAGAUGCUGAAGAUUUCAAGUUGCAGUCUAACAAGCCCGCGGAAUCGACAACAGCACAACCAGCUGAGGAGAAGAAAGCAGCUGACGCUGAAGCCCAAUCAAAUAUCCCAUCCCCCUCUCCUGCACCAGAUGCAGACGCUGUGAUGAAAGCCUAUUUGCCAGUGCCCAACAAUACUCAACCUGCUGAUAGCCCCGCCGUCAAUGAGCUCGCUACCUCUUCUGAACAAACUGCCACGGCCGAGGGUACUGGUCGAGCUCUGUCGCGACGUCACUUGAGCAAGCGCGGCUGGUAUGACGACGCACUAUCAACAAAGCGCACAAAUCUCACUGGCCCUGGCAUGCUUGAUCUCCCUGGUCAGAACAUCAUUCUCUGUGCCCCACAACUCUUGCAUCUUUCUAAUGAGGGACGACCUCUGUGGUUCAAUGGCUGGAUUCAGGACAACAAACACCAAGCCAGCUCAAACAUCUCAGUGUUCGAGUUCUUCAUGACUGAGAAGCGAAAGGAUGGAGAAUGGGCUGAGUGGGCCAUCGGAGCAGAUAACAUGUGUUGUCUCAAGGGCGAUGACCUGCAUGCAUUGAACGAUAAGGAGUUGCGGGCUAUGAAGAUGAUUGUGGACAUUGCCAAGGAGAACGGCUCGCUUCAUGAGCUGCUGGAGAAGGAGAAGAAGGCAAACAAGAACAAUGAGGAC
Messenger RNA from Aureobasidium musti, 2335 nucleotides. Lineage: Eukaryota; Fungi; Ascomycota; Dothideomycetes; Dothideales; Saccotheciaceae. The record is from the annotation of a GenBank genome assembly.